Messenger RNA from Symbiodinium natans, 306 nucleotides. Lineage: Eukaryota; Dinophyceae; Suessiales; Symbiodiniaceae. The record is from the annotation of a GenBank genome assembly.
AUGGAAGGAGGGGUCUUCCCGCAGCCUGUUCUACGGCCUUCUCGCACUGCACCUGCUGCAAGCGAAUCGAGAGUCGAAACCAAGAACGAAAGCAUGUACAGCAUGAGCGCCACAGGCACAGCACCGGCUAGAAGCAAGCUCAAUACCCAGCUGGAUGCCCUGGAUGCCAGCAGAGGCUCGCACCUGCCGCAAGAGCCCUUUCGUCUUCAGGUGCUCGACGACAGGCAUGGACUCCUCAUCGACAUCCAUCUCAAAGAUGCUCAGUCAGAUGUGUGCAACUUGCUGCAUCAUCUCAAAACCUUCUGA